AUGGCUGGACCAGAGAAAGGCCGCAUCGCCAUCAAGUUCGGCGCUCCCUCGUCGAGCAAGGCAACGGCUCCUCGCCCACAGUCCAGCCUCGGCAAACGCCCUCGUCACCACGCCCUGGGAGGAGCUUCCGAAUCCGAAUCCGAUGAGGACGACCACCGGCUGGGACGUGCAGAGCUCAUCACUGGAUUUGGCGAACACGGCGCCGAAACGGAGACGGAGAAGAGAGCGAGGGAGUUGGUCAAGAGGGUGCUGGUCAUCCAGAGGCAACCCAACCGCGACUGGAGGGCAGAGGCGAGGGCGCAGAGCCGGGGCAAGAACCUACUGCCCGAGGAGGCGAGGGUGCAACGUGACGGAAACAGUACCGUGAUUGAAACGGCGCCAGCAGACCAGGAUGCUCCGAUCCAGUGGGGUUUAUCGGUCAAGGAGAAGCCGUCGACCGCCGACGACGAUGUACCGAUCGAGGAGGACAUGGCCGGGGACGAGAAAGGCGAGGGUGCACAACCAGCGCCAGAGCCAUGUCCGGAGAGAACUGUCGACGACGAGGCCAUGGACGCGCUGCUCGGCCGCGGCACGACGAAGAAAACGGCCAUCAUCCAACCCCUCUCCGAGGACGACGCCUACCAACGCGACGCCGCCGCCGCCGGUGCCGACUCCACCCUCGAGGAUUACGAAGCCAUGCCGGUCGAGGAGUUUGGUGCCGCUCUUCUUCGAGGCAUGGGAUGGAACGGAGAGGAUCGUGGGCCAAAGGCCAAGGAGGCGCGACGACGCCCCAACCGCCUCGGUCUCGGCGCCAAGGAGCUCAAGGGCGAGGAGGACCUCGGCGGAUGGAACCAAAAGGACGGCAAGAAGAAGCGGCCACGGCUGGACGAGUAUCGCCGAGAGGAGAACAAGCGCAAGGAGAGCCGGAGGCAAGAGGACAGCUACAAGAGCGAGCGCGAGCGCGAGAGGGACGGCCACCGAUCUCGGGAUCGACAUGGGGAUAGCAACCGGCAUCGCGAUCGGGAUCGCGACCGGGACCGAGACCGGGACCGAGACCGGGGCCGAUAUCACAGAGACGGUCGCCGCUGA
This is a messenger RNA of Drechmeria coniospora, 1068 nucleotides long. Its product is annotated as pre-mRNA-splicing factor spp2. The record is from RefSeq and is a predicted model, not a curated record. Bases 1 to 1068 code for a protein of 355 amino acids. Gene Ontology annotation, biological process: mRNA splicing, via spliceosome. The transcript has a single exon. NCBI's taxonomy places the organism in Eukaryota, Fungi, Ascomycota, Sordariomycetes, Hypocreales, Ophiocordycipitaceae. Gene Ontology annotation, cellular component: spliceosomal complex.